AAGCAGUAGUUUAAAAAUCUCUUUUUCUCUCUUUUAAAAAAACAACUAUAUCAUGGCCAAGUCAAAGAAAACAGACGAUACUGAAGCCAAGCCAAGCAAAAAACUUCAGGAAUUUCAAGGCUUUAAAGUCUUGCCUGUCAUUAUGACCGAAGAUAAAAAUGUUCGUCAUUAUUUUUAUAUGCGAAAACAUGAAAGCAAAUCGCUUGUUGAUGAAGAUAUUAAAGAUCGUACACUCUUUUUAUUAAACUUGCCUACCGACACAACUGACAGACAUCUUCGAAAACUUUUCAAAGGACACGGUAUUGAACAGAUUACUUAUAGCGACUCGGGUGCUUCUGUUACUGAAGAAUACUGGAAAAUUAUGGAAAAGAAGAACGAAGCUGCUGCUGCUGCUGCCGAAGCUGAAGCUGCUACAAAAAAGAAUAAACGCAACAAGAAGAGAAAGAUAGAGGAAGAAGAAGAACAAGAAGAAGAAGAAACUGUACAAAAAAGAGAAUUAAGGCGAUUAUUUACAAGUGGAUCUUCAGCACACAUUGUAUUCAGUACAAAUCAAGAUUUAUUAGACGUAUUAAAUAUGACUCGUGUUGAAAAGAAAUGGGCUAAAGAAGACGAACAAACAGAACAACCCCUUGGCUUUGGUCGCUAUUUGUUGGCAUAUCAAUUAUCUCGACCCAAUGCUCAUGAUUUGCAAAAACAAGUUGAUUCAUUCAUGAUGAAGUUUAAGGCUGACGAAUAUAAGAAGGAGCGUGAAAAGUUAGAACGUAUGAAUCAAAUGGAUGAAGAUGGUUUUACAGUCGUUGUUCGUCACAAGAAAGCAAAGACAACAGACGGCAGUACCAAUAUUGCAGCCAUUUCUGCUGAAGCUGCAGAACAAUAUCAACCAAAGAAAAAGAAGGAAUUGCUCAACUUCUAUCGCUUCCAAAUGCGCGAACAAAAACAGAAUGAAUUGGUUGAAUUAAGAAAGCGAUUUGAAGAAGACAAGGCCAAGAUUGCUCAAUUGAAACAAAAUAGAAAGUUCAAGCCUUAUUAAAUAAAGCAUCGC
This is a messenger RNA of Gilbertella persicaria, 1042 nucleotides long. RefSeq names its product ribosomal RNA-processing protein 7-domain-containing protein. Lineage: Eukaryota; Fungi; Mucoromycota; Mucoromycetes; Mucorales; Choanephoraceae. Gene Ontology annotation, biological process: rRNA processing; ribosomal small subunit assembly. Gene Ontology annotation, molecular function: nucleic acid binding. The coding region runs from base 53 to 1030 and encodes 325 amino acids. Gene Ontology annotation, cellular component: UTP-C complex; CURI complex. The transcript is spliced from 2 exons. The record is from RefSeq and is a predicted model, not a curated record.